Messenger RNA from Pseudopodoces humilis (Tibetan ground-tit), 2665 nucleotides. It is a transcript of the gene PPP3CA, whose product is annotated as protein phosphatase 3 catalytic subunit alpha. Gene Ontology annotation, biological process: calcineurin-mediated signaling. The record is from RefSeq and is a predicted model, not a curated record. Gene Ontology annotation, molecular function: calmodulin-dependent protein phosphatase activity. NCBI's taxonomy places the organism in Eukaryota, Metazoa, Chordata, Aves, Passeriformes, Paridae.
GCGCGGGGCCGCGGCCGGUGUCGGUGCGAUCCGGGGAGAGACCCUGCGGGGGGCGGCGGGGAAGACACGGAUCCGGAUCCCCAUCCAGUGCGCCGGCGGCCGUGGUGGUGGCGGCGGCGGCGGCGGGAGGAGCCGGAGCGGCGCGCCGUGGAGGAAGGAAGCGCGGGGCUGGCCGCUGCGUGUGCAACCUGGCUGUUCCUGCUGCCCGCGUCCACUCGCGGCUUUUCCUGCCGGCGCUGCCUGACAGCCGUCCGCUGCGGGUGUUGUCGCCGGGGUCUUUGGCGGGGGGGGGAAGAGCGAGCCGUCCUGCACAGCCCGGAGGCGUGAUUGAAAGCGAGCAAUAAUUAACUGGAGGAGGAAGAGGAGGACGGGGGUGGAGGAAGACGAAGGAGGAAGGCACCGCGCGGCAGAGCCCAGCCGAGCCAGCGAGCGGCGGCGGGACGCGGCAACUUCGGCCGCAGCGGAGGAGCCGGAGCCGUGACCGCAGCGGCCGCCGCCGCCUCAGCCCGCGCCUGCCCUGCCCGAAGGGGGAGAGCCUCGCCGCCUCCCCGGCCGCCGGACAUGUCGGAGCAUAGGGCCGCUGAUCCCAAGUUAUCGACGACGGACAGGGUGGUGAAAGCUGUCCCAUUUCCUCCAAGUCACCGUCUCACAGCUAAGGAAGUGUUUGAUAAUGAUGGGAAACCUCGUGUGGAUAUCUUAAAGGCACACCUUAUGAAAGAAGGGAGACUGGAAGAGAGUGUCGCUUUGAGAAUAAUAACAGAAGGAGCUUCGAUUCUCCGCCAGGAAAAAAAUUUGCUGGACAUAGAUGCACCUGUUACAGUUUGUGGAGACAUCCAUGGUCAGUUCUUUGACUUGAUGAAACUGUUUGAAGUAGGAGGUUCUCCUGCCAACACGCGGUACCUCUUCCUGGGGGACUACGUGGACAGAGGGUACUUCAGCAUUGAAUGUGUGCUGUACUUGUGGGCCUUGAAAAUCCUUUACCCCAAAACACUGUUUUUACUUCGUGGGAACCAUGAAUGUAGACAUUUAACAGAGUAUUUCACAUUUAAGCAAGAAUGUAAAAUCAAAUAUUCAGAACGUGUAUAUGAUGCCUGCAUGGAUGCCUUUGACUGCCUUCCCUUGGCUGCUCUGAUGAACCAACAAUUCCUGUGUGUACAUGGUGGCUUGUCUCCGGAGAUCAACACCUUAGAUGACAUCAGAAAAUUAGAUCGAUUCAAGGAACCACCUGCAUAUGGACCUAUGUGUGACAUCCUGUGGUCAGACCCGUUGGAGGACUUUGGAAAUGAGAAGACUCAGGAACACUUUACUCACAACACAGUCAGGGGGUGCUCGUACUUCUACAGUUACCCUGCUGUAUGUGAAUUCCUACAGCACAAUAACUUGUUAUCCAUACUCCGAGCUCAUGAAGCCCAGGACGCUGGGUAUCGUAUGUACAGGAAAAGCCAAACAACAGGCUUCCCUUCGCUAAUCACAAUUUUUUCAGCACCAAACUAUCUAGAUGUAUACAAUAACAAAGCUGCAGUAUUGAAAUAUGAGAACAACGUUAUGAACAUCAGGCAGUUCAACUGCUCCCCUCAUCCGUAUUGGCUUCCAAACUUCAUGGAUGUGUUUACCUGGUCCUUGCCAUUUGUUGGUGAGAAGGUGACAGAGAUGCUGGUAAACGUGCUGAACAUUUGCUCAGAUGAUGAACUGGGAACAGAGGAAGAUGGAUUUGAUGAAGAUCCCAUUUAUGCACAGAAGAAAGGAGCAACAGCUGCUGCUCGAAAGGAGGUUAUAAGAAACAAGAUACGAGCAAUAGGAAAAAUGGCUAGAGUUUUCUCAGUGUUAAGAGAAGAGAGUGAGAGUGUGCUGACGCUGAAAGGUUUGACUCCAACAGGAAUGCUGCCCAGUGGUGUGCUCUCUGGAGGAAAACAAACACUGCAAAGUGCUACUGUUGAGGCUAUUGAGGCUGAUGAAGCUAUCAAAGGAUUUUCACCCCAGCAUAAGAUCACUAGCUUCGAAGAGGCCAAAGGCUUAGAUCGAAUUAAUGAGCGAAUGCCUCCGCGCAGAGACGUGCCAUCCGAUGCCAACCUUAACUCCAUCAACAAAGCAAUCUCCACAGAGACUAAUGGCACGGACAGCAACGGCAGUAAUAGCAGCAAUAUCCAGUGACCACUGUCCGGGAGGGGGGUUGAGCUGCAGGGCGCAAUGGGGUUGCUGCACGUCAGCAAUGGGAUGUUCUUGCCUCUGAUAAUAGCUUACUUGCUCUGGGGGCCAGGUGUUGGAUUCAGUUUACAAAAAUCAUCAACAAAGAGAUCGUCAACUUUAAUUUGGUGGGAGGGCGGGUGGGGGAGAGACACCUCCUUUGGAUAUGCCUUUAAAUGCUUGUAGAAAAAUGGAAGCUCAUGCUGGUAUAUAUUGCAAAGUUAGGGGAAUGAACAUGUUUUCCUACUACAUUGGGAACGUCUAGCUAUGUUACUGAAAGGCCUUUUAUUAUGUUACUGGACAUGAAAACUUUGUUUAAUUUCUUACUAACUAUUGUACGUUUACAGUUGCAGCACUCAACAUCUACAACAUCGAAACAUUUUUAACAAAAUGUAUAAACUAAAUAAGGACUAUUUAUUGAUAAUGUUUUGCUACUCUUGUCAGACAAUGGCUAUGAAAUAAAUUAGGCACUCUUUAAAAA